Messenger RNA from Rana temporaria (common frog), 1546 nucleotides. RefSeq lists its product as uncharacterized. The transcript has a single exon. Gene Ontology annotation, molecular function: nucleic acid binding. The coding region runs from base 147 to 1370 and encodes 407 amino acids. Lineage: Eukaryota; Metazoa; Chordata; Amphibia; Anura; Ranidae. The record is from RefSeq and is a predicted model, not a curated record. Gene Ontology annotation, biological process: DNA integration.
GUGCAGUCUGCAAUAUCACCAAGAAUGGUCGCAAGAAUGCGCGAGCACCCCUCCAUUCCAUUCAGAGCGAGAGGCCCAACCAAUUGGUCGCCUUGGAUCAUGUCAAGCUGUCACCUACCCGGUCCGGGUAUUCAUAUGCUCUCACCAUGGUGGAUCACUAUUCCAAGUGGGUAGUGGUUGUGCCAGUCAAAGACUUAACAGCCAAGACGACAGCCCAGAAGUUCUACACCCAUUGGGUACAGAUACUUGGAUGUCCUGAAACUGUCUUGUCCGACCGAGGUCCGGCCUUUGAGGCCCAACUGUUUCGAGAAUUGUGCCAGUUCCAUGCUUGUAAGAAACUCAGGACCACUGCCUAUCAUCCGCAAGGGAAUGGACUCUGUGAGAGGAUCAACCAGGUGUUUAUCCACAUGCUGAGAGCGGCUUCUGUAUCCCGACCUGAAGAGUGGCCUCAACUAAUGCCCGAAUUGUUGGAAAUCUACAACAAUACCAUCCACUGUUCCACUGGUUAUACUCCAUUUUACCUCAUGAUGGGCCAACACGGUCAACUGCCUAAAGACAGGGUCUUUGGACUUCAAGCACCUUUCAACCACUCCCCCCAAGCCUCUUCGGAGUGGGUCUCGGAACAUCAGAAAAGGAUUCAGGAAGCGAGAGAGAUAGUCAACAAAAAGAUGGGCGAGGCACACUAUAGGCAGCAACAGGACUACAACCGCCAUGCCUCUGCCCAGCCGUUGCAAGUUGGUGAUAAAGUCUGGCUGAAGAAGCAUCCUAGAACCCAUAAGUUGGACUCCAUUUGGGAAACUGAACCAUACACAGUGAUUUCCAUCCCUUACCCGGACUCUGAUGUCUACUCAGUUCAAAAAGCCGGAUAUAAACCACAAGUUGUCCACCGAAACCGGAUCAAGCUGUGUCACAAAGGGAACCUGCCUGUGUUGGUGCCUCCUUCUGCACCACCAAGUCUUCCACCUCCAGUUCAGCCAGCACAAGUGCAGCCCACCAAGCCAGUUGAGCCUGAGAGGCCACUCCUGAUGUUCGAAGAUGAUCCUCUCUUCCCUUCUGAUCAAAACGUCUUCUUUGGUUAUGUGCCAAUCAGUUCCAUUCCAUCCACCUCAGUCUUGGCACCAGAAGCUCCAGAGUUUACUCCAGCCAUCCGCUCACCUGCUGCAGUCCCAUCAGAACCUUCUAAUGUGGGAGAAAGCUCCAUAAGUCAAGAGCCAUCACAGGCCCCCAUUGUCCAAGAUGAAGGUGCAGCUGUCAGUCCAGAAGAAGCAAGUGUUCAAGGAGAAAACAGUGCUCCAGAAAACUCAGAAAUGGUGUUGCGUAGAUCCGCCAGACCUAAUUUCGGAUAUCCCCCAGCAAGAUAUAGGGAUUAAUCCAUUAAUUAUACCUACAAUAUAUGUAGAUAGACUACAUACACCUCAGUUAGUAUACAUCUCAAGUAUACAUCAUUACUAACUAAUAUGUCACUAGUUACCUACUUACCUUAUUUAGUGUAUAGGAACAUACCUGGCCAGUAAGUCUCCUAUCCCUCACUUAAGCACUACAAAAA